Messenger RNA from Trematosphaeria pertusa, 402 nucleotides. RefSeq names its product glycoside hydrolase family 5 protein. The transcript has 3 exons. The record is from RefSeq and is a predicted model, not a curated record. NCBI's taxonomy places the organism in Eukaryota, Fungi, Ascomycota, Dothideomycetes, Pleosporales, Trematosphaeriaceae. The coding region runs from base 1 to 402 and encodes 133 amino acids.
AUGCACAUCAUUCUUGACAUCCACUUCCUGCCCGGCGGCGUCAACGACAUGGGAUUUGGCGAAGGCGAAGGCCGCUUCGGCUGUUCGGGGAGUCCGCGCUCGUACACUCUCGACCCGAUGAACAAGCCAGUCGACAACCGCGACUUAUCCACUUUCGGGACGCCGGCUACGUUGUCGGAUAACGGCGUGGUUUGGUUCCAAGGCGAAGCCUUCUGGUCCCCUGCAUUUCCGCGCAGUACAAACCUCGUCUUCGACGUGCACAACUACUAUUUCGCCGGGCGCCCCACCGACUUCGACAACGUCACCGCGGACAUCUGCGCUAACGACAAAGCUUCCGCCGGCGACGGCAAGUUCCCCGUUUUCAUUGGCGAGUGGUCCAACGAGAUGACUGCGGAUAACUAG